AUGAAUGAAAGCAGUGAAAAGCUCAACAGUUCUCUCAUUCUUCCUUUCAGUAAGGACUAUGAAUUCUGUUCAAAUGGUGUUUAUUUCUAUUGUGGAAAGAUGGGUUCAGGUAAGACAUUUAAUUUAAUUCGUCAUAUACUCAUAACAGAGCGUUUAGGAAACGACUCUUAUUAUGACCAAAUCAUUAUAUCAGCAACUUCAGACUCUAUGGACUCAACAGCGAAAACAUUCAUGUCAAAAGUUCAAGCCUCUGUCGUUAAAGUUCCAGACAGUGAACUCAUUGAAUUUCUUCAACGUUACAUUCGACGUAAGAGGAAAUAUUAUGCCAUCGUUGAAUUUAUACAGUCAGGAAUGCAAAAGACUUCUGAGGAGAUGGAAAGAAUUAUUGACAAACACCACUUACGUCAGUACUCAGGAGUUUACGAUAUGAAACGACUGACAAACUACAUUCUAUCAAAACU
This is a messenger RNA of Trichomonas vaginalis G3, 461 nucleotides long. RefSeq lists its product as uncharacterized. The record is from RefSeq and is a predicted model, not a curated record. Lineage: Eukaryota; Parabasalia; Trichomonadida; Trichomonadidae. The transcript has a single exon. The annotation marks the transcript as partial.